AUGUGGUACGGGCCUGGUGUUGAAUCCGAGUCGCCAACGGCCAAAUGGGAUCAAGGCGAUUCGACGAUCGACGAUCGAGGGCAAAACCGACAACCCAGCUCUUCGGGCUCGUCCGACCUCUCCCAUCAAGGUCACGAUCACGAUCUUCAAAAUCAGACCCACCGCGAUGACAAGAAAGACAAGAAAGAUAACAAAGAGGAACCACUCACCUAUACCGCCGAGGGUGACGCCCAGAUCAUCCUCUCUGGCGGCCAAUCCCCCGGAGUCAGGCGGAUGGAAGCUAUCAACGCCCACUUGAAGACCUGGGAAAGAUGGGCGUUGUUCUUCGGGGUCUUCCUCGUGACUUAUGUUUAUGGGCUUGAUGGGACCGUAAGGUACACCUACCAAGGCUACGCAACAGCCUCUUACGCCCAACAUUCGUUAUUAUCGACGAUCACCGUAGUCAGGAGCGUAAUCGGAGCCGCAGCGCAGCCAACAGCAGCCAAGAUCUCCGACGUAUUCGGCCGGACAGAGUUGAUCCUGGUGUCCAUCGUCUUUUACGUCGUAGGGACUAUCGUCGAGUCCGUCUCAGAUGACGUACAGACUUUUUGCGCGGGAGCUGUUAUCUACCAGAUUGGGUAUACGAUGAUUAUCCUCCUUGUAGAGGUGAUCAUCGCCGAUUUGACAUCCCUACGAUCGAGGUUGUUCUUCAGCUUCGUCCCCGCCUUGCCGUUCAUCAUCAACACUUGGGUCAGUGGAGACGUCUCCGCGGCGGUGUUGUCUGACGAUCCUACGAGUGACGGAAGUUGGAGACCAGGUAUCUGGAUGUGGGCCAUCAUCUACCCGGUCUCGACCAUCCCUCUGGUUGCCAUCCUCGUCGUCGCCCAAUACCGAGCCAAACGCGCCGGAGCGCUCGAAUCCUACCGAUCGCCAUUCCAACUGCUCGGCUGGAAACGCCUGCUCGUCUCGCUCUUUUGGCAACUAGACGUCAUCGGGAUCAUCCUCAUCAUCGCCGUCUUUGGCUUGAUCUUGACGCCGUUGACUCUAGCCGGGGGGACCGAGGAUCAGUCGAGGUGGCGUGAUGGGGAUAUCUUGGCCCCCUUGGUUGUGGGGGUGGUCUGUAUCCCCGCUUGGAUCGUUUGGGAGAUCAAGGCGCCUCAUCCGAUGAUCCCGUUCAAGUUACUGAAAGGCCGAGGAGUAUGGGCCGCUUUCGGAAUCGCAUGUACUCUGAACUUUUCUUGGGGCAUGCAAGCCGACUACCUCUACGCAGUCCUUCAAGUGGCCAUCGGUGAAUCCGUCAAAUCGUCCCAACGUAUCCAAUCCCUCUACUCUUUCACCUCCACGAUUACUGGCACCCUGCUCGGACUGGUCGUCUACAAAGUCCGUCGACUCAAAUGGUUCAUCCUCUUCGGAGUAUGUGUCUGGCCGGUGGCGAUGGGUCUGAUGGUCAGGUACAGAGGUGGAGAAUCGAGUUAUGCCGGUGUGAUAGCCGGACAGGUCAUCUUGGGUUUCGCUGGAGGUUUUUUUACUUAUCCGACGCAGGCGAGCGUUCAGGCCGAGACCAAGCAUGAGCACGUCGCCGUCGUCACCGGUCUGUACCUCGCGACCUACCAAAUCGGCUCGGCCCUGGCCGCCUCGAUCUCCGGGGCCAUCUGGACCCAAACCCUCAAAUCCCGCUUGACCAAAGAACUCGGCUCCUCUAGCAUCGCCGAUGCCGUCUACGCAGACCCUUACGGCUCGAUCGUCACCUACACCUGGGACACCCCUGAGCGACAAGCCAUCGUCCGCGCAUACCAGCACGUCCAGAGGAUCCUCUGUAUCGUCGGGUUGUGCGUGGGGUUCUUGUUGAUCUUCUUCGGAGCUUGUUUGAGGGAUCGCAAGUUGGGCGAUGAGCAGAGUCGACCGGAUGCUGAGAAGGAUAUUGAGAGUGAAGAGGAGGCGUGA
This is a messenger RNA of Filobasidium floriforme, 1923 nucleotides long. Its product is annotated as siderophore iron transporter 1. The record is from RefSeq and is a predicted model, not a curated record. NCBI's taxonomy places the organism in Eukaryota, Fungi, Basidiomycota, Tremellomycetes, Filobasidiales, Filobasidiaceae. The transcript has 12 exons. The coding region runs from base 1 to 1923 and encodes 640 amino acids. Gene Ontology annotation, biological process: intracellular iron ion homeostasis; transmembrane transport. Gene Ontology annotation, cellular component: endosome; vacuolar membrane. Gene Ontology annotation, molecular function: siderophore-iron transmembrane transporter activity.